This is a messenger RNA of Leishmania mexicana MHOM/GT/2001/U1103, 600 nucleotides long. RefSeq lists its product as hypothetical. NCBI's taxonomy places the organism in Eukaryota, Euglenozoa, Kinetoplastea, Trypanosomatida, Trypanosomatidae. Bases 1 to 600 code for a protein of 199 amino acids. The transcript has a single exon. The record is from RefSeq and is a predicted model, not a curated record.
AUGGCGUGCGCCUCCGUCUGCGAGGCCAUCCUCACGUUCUUGAGAAAGUUUUUCUCGCUGAUACUCGCGAUCGCGAUGGCCUUCUUCACGAUGAUGUACGUCAUCGGCGCUGGCGUGGUGACCACCCAGGCGAAGAGCUUCAGCAAGUCUGGCUUUGCCCAUUUCUUGGGGAUUGUCUUCUCGAUUAUCUCCGUGGUGGGGUACCUUAUCCUGCACUUUGUGCCCCGCAAGGCGUACCGCCUUCUUUACGCCAUCACCUUCCUGAUGCUUACGACGAUGUUCCUGGUGGCCCACUCAAUGGGGCUGGCGGCGCCGGUCGCGGCGGACUGCAACGCCGCCGGCUCGCUGAACUUCACCGGCAACUAUACCGGCAUCGGUAGCAUCGGAUCCAUACUCGAUGACAACAACGAGAACGUGACCAUUGGCCGCCUCGGCGAGCCGGUGGCGCAGUGCAAGAGCAACGCCCUGCUGUUCGCCGCCGCCUUCGUGAACAUGUUCCUCUACGUGAUUGCACUCUUUGACGUGCAGACGGUGCUGCUGGCCCGCGUGAAGUCGAAGACGUACGGCGAGCGCUUUGUGGAGAUGGGCAUCAGCAACUAA